This is a messenger RNA of Owenia fusiformis, 2535 nucleotides long. Lineage: Eukaryota; Metazoa; Annelida; Polychaeta; Sabellida; Oweniidae. The record is from the annotation of a GenBank genome assembly.
GUAAAGUAUGGUAAGCUUGUUAAACAGGAGUAAAACAUGUCUUCGCCAAUAUUAUUUGACGAAAGAGAACAAUGACUACACUUGUCGCAAAGCAAGGAAUAGAACCAAACAUCAAAAUAAAGGAAUAAUUCAAACAAAAAAAUAAAAGGAAACAAUAACAAAUACAAGGGACAAACAAAACAACGAAAACCAAUCCAAACUGCAACGAAAAGCAUAUACCACAAAGUUGAACCAAACAUCAUCCACCAUGAACAAAGCCUACCUAAUAAAGCUCUGUCUGCUAGGCCUGAUUUUGUUCCUAUGGUGUCUAUAUGUUAUGAACUUUAUAUCUCCGAAUAUCUUGUAUCAGGAUGAAACAAGCAACACUAGAUCGAGAGGCCUUGCUAAAAUACGAAGUAAAGCAAAUCGAAUUAGCAAAGGCCAACCAUUACCAAAUAAAGAGCAGGUUUCCCAAAAUGAGGAGCUGACUUCUUCGAAUGAGAAACAGAUUUCCCCCAAUGAGGAGCAUAUUUCCUCAAAGGAAGAGCACACUUCCUCAAAUAAGGAGCAAAUAUCCUCAAAUGAUGAGCAGAGUUCCUCAAAUAAGGAGGAGAUAUCCUCAAAUGAGGAGCAGAUUUCUCCAAAUAAGGAGCACAUUUCCCCAAAUGAUGAGCAGAGUUCCUCAAAUAAGGAGGAGAUAUUCUCGAAUGAGGAGCAGAUUUCUCCAAAUAAGGAGGAGAUAUCCUCAAAUGAGGAGCAGAUUUCUCCAAAUAAGGAGGAGAUAUCCUCAAAUGAGGAGCAGAUUUCUCAAAAUAAGGAGCACAUUUCCCCAAAUGAUGAGCAGAGUUCCUCAAAUAAGGAGCACAUUUCUCCAAAAAAGGAGGAGAUAUCCUCAAAUGAGGAGCAGAUUUCCCCAAAUGAGCAACAUGUCAACUCCAAUACAUACCAAGAUCGGAAAACAAUGCAUAAAAAUGUGAUUUUUCUGAAGCUCCAUAAAGUUGGCAGUUCAACUUUACAAAAUCUUUUUUUCCGGUAUGCAGAUAACAAUGACCUUAAUAUGGCCAUUCCCCGAGGACUCCAAUCAGGUAUUAAUAACUUUGGAUAUCCUAAGGUUUUCUCAGAUAAAUUUGUAAAGAAAUCGACGCAACCCUUCAACAUGAUUGCUCAUCAUAUGCGAUAUAGCAAAGAUGUCCAUAAAGUAAUACCUAAAGGGACAAAGUCCAUCACAAUCAUAAGAAAUCCGGAUACACAAUUUGUAUCGGCCUUCAACUAUUUUGGUUAUAAGAACUGUUACAAUGGUGUUGGGACAAUAGACGAUUUUGCCCAGAUUGUUGUAAAAGGUGGACAGAGUGCCAAAUGGUGUGUACUUCCUACAAGAAACAUGAUGUUAUUUGAUUUUGGACUAGAAUCAAAUGAUACAAUAAACGAUGUUCUUGUAACUGAAAAAGUUGAGGAAAUUAGCGCAAACUUUGACUUGGUCAUGCUCACUGAGUAUUUCGAUGAGAGUUUAGUUUUAAUGCGUGAUAUUUUGAACUGGUCAACCGAAGACAUUGUGUAUUUAACCAAAAUUAAAAACCGUAAGCCCAAGAAGAAAAUUACAUCAGAAACCAUAGAACUCCUCAGGAAAUGGAAUUCUGGUGACGUACGUCUCUAUAAUUACUUCAAUAAAACAUUUUGGGAAAAGGUAGAGAAAUAUGGUCGAAAUAAACUUACUAUUGAAGUCGAGAAGCUUCGAGAUACUAACAAGAAAUGGUACGACUUUUGUGUCAAAGACAUGGUUCCGGGUACAGAAAUUGUGGACCCUGAAUUUAAAGCCGAUUACAAAGAUGACACGGUUAUGGGGUAUAAUCUUAAUGAUGAUGCGGUUGAUGCUACACUUUGUCGACAGCUUGCUAUGCAAGAGUGGCCAUAUAGUAGAAAGAUCAUCAAAAGAAUGAAAGAGUUAAAAUACAUAGUUAACUAAUAAUAUUUCCAGCGUUUCCAUUCCCUUCAAAAUAUAUUGUUUAUGAAGCUAUACAUGUUGCAACAACGAUGACUCGUGGUUCUACAUAUAAAAUAAUCUCAAUUGCCUGUUGUAAAAAUAUGAAUGUAAACAUUGCUUUUAUGUUUAUCGUAUCACAACAUUGACAUGUUCUCUAUAAGCAUCAAGAUGUUGAAGCUAUUCGGAAUCAGAGAGUUAGCUUUACAGGGAAAGUGAAAGUCAGAUUUCACGGCUAGUUUCAUAAGGUCAAUAGCAUUGAAACUUUGUUAUAGAUAAUCAGUAGUUUGAAAGCUAAAAACACAAAUGUGAACUCUUUAGUGAAUAGUAAAACUAUACGUAUCAUCAGCAUUUGUAUCAGUAAGUUUAAUGUACGACUGUCGUGUGAAAGUAGAUCUUACUGUGUGUUUAUCUUAGAUUUGAGAUUUAUCAACCUCAUUACACAUACAUACCCAUUAAAAUGGGUAUUAAAAAGACAGAAAAACAAUUUUAAAAUUGAUAUUUAUUGCUUUGCUUUGAAACAUUAUGUAAAACUGAAAAUAAGUCUAUUGCAGUAUUAGAGAUUGAACCAAUAGAAG